GGGUGAUGGAUGUCGCACCACAGGGAGGAUAAACACGAGUUUUGUUUUCGUUAUUGUAUAGUGAUUUUAUAAAGAUGACUGAACUGCUAGCCAAAAGGAAGCGAAAAUCGUCCCCUUCUACACCUCCAUCAUCUGUAAGAAAAAAACCUAGACUCGAUGCACUAGACACACGUUCGUUAACAACGACACCUUGUGAACUGUUGGAAGACGAGUUGAGACAAAAAUACCCACUGGCUACAUCACACGUUUUACGAGACAAAGAAGAUGAUGCUGACGAAAAGUUUGAUACAAACUCAGAAUCAUACACCCAAGACAGUACAUUGAUGUCAACGAUGUUAAGAAAGAUGGGAUAUAGUGACACUAACAGACACAGGACAAAAGAAUUAUUACUAUUAUUAAAUGAGUGUAACAACAUAUUUGAACGAGCUUUGAAUGAUGGAAUCCCGAGGUGUUAUUUUUCAGUAGGAAGUCAAAUAGAAUGUACUUCUCUACCUGAUUCUGACGAUGAUAAUCUCUUCGGUCCAUCCAAUGAACACGUUGCUGCAAUCAGCAGUCAAAGGUAUAUAAAAGACGGUCGAGUAAAUAUACUAAUGGUUCGAAAUGGGAUGUCGUCGCCUGGCCACGUAUGGUUAAAACAUCUAGAUAUCAAACAGUCGCAACUUAUCUCGAAAUGUACCAGACUUAAAUCUGAAACAAAGGACAGGAUCGAUAUGCAGGUUAAAUUAUAUAGUCAAUGUUACAUACCUAUUGCAAAAGUUCCGGAUGUAGACAAACACUUGCUAUGCACAUGGCCGGGCACUCUUUUUUUAGACGACACUGAUAUGCUAUUCUACAUCCCAAACAGUCUCUAUACAUUGAUAGGAAAACAGAUGUGGGCGGGUAAAGCAUCGAGAACGGGGCCCUCUUUCUCUAGCAGCGAGACAGACGUUGUCCGUCCGAUAUUCUGUGACUAUGUUUUCCCAAGCGAUCAAGACCCUUUAACUAUUGGAGGGAAACUCUACGGUAAUCUCCAUGUACCAAACAAAUAUCCUUGCAAUCUAGUUCCUGUUGGUCACCCAGAAAGUGAAGAUUCGAUGUUGGAAUGGCGGAUAUCGUACAACCUGACAGAAAGAGAAAUUAUGUUCGGGUUGAAUAUUACUCACAUUCACACAUACGUUGUGCUGAAAAUGUUACAGAGAAACUUCAAGCAUGUUAAGAAUAAUCUCACAAGUUAUCAUUUUAAGACAAGUCUAUACUUCACAAUAGCUACCACAACACCAACAAUGUGGAGAGAGGAUAAUCUGAUAAAUUGCGUUCGACAAUGUUUGAAAAUGAUUCGAAUGUUUUUAAAGAAGAAGUUUUGUUCUCAUUUCUUUAACAAGGCAUUUAACAUUUUCGCCGGCAAACUUUCACGGUGUGGAAAACACUGGGACAUGUUAAUUAAACUUGUUGAUGAUUAUGUAGACAACCCAAGCUCCAUUGUAGAAGGCAUCAAACAAGCAAACAAACGCAUCAAUCGAAUUCAAAGCGUUCCACUUGAAACUCGACGCUUUGUUUUGAACAGUAUAACUCUUGUUGAACAAGUGAAUAAAACGAUUGUGGAUUCUGCAGUGACACCUUUUACUCAACUUGGAAACCUUGCUCCACACAUACGCCCUGUUGACAUUCAAAAAACGCGCUUCAUGUAUGGAAAGCUACGGAAGAAAUUAGAAAAUCAGAUAGAACAUCUCCCAACUGGUGAAGACAAUAAAUGUGCCAAAGUCGUCCUUUCAUUUGUUAUAGUAAGAGACUAUUUGCUUUCAGUUGCAGACUUGAUGGAACAAGGUAAAACACCUGCAUUAUUAUCACGUGGUACUAUUUUACCCGACGCCUUGUCUAUGGAUUUGCAAAUGUCCUCUGUCCUGUUUGUAAAUGGGAAAUUUGAACAAAGCCUAUUGUUCCUGGACCGUGUUUUCAAAAAAAAUUGCAAAUGACCCAAUUUUCUAUGUCCAGUGUCAUCAGAAUGGUCGUCAUAUACCACGUUGUGAUUUUGAAGAAUUCUUCACGAGAUACAAUGAGCCACUUCCAAUCACUGACAUUCCCGCAUGGACAUUUAUAAAGCGUCAUGUCUCUCUUCAAGUUAUAUUCCUCGUGCAUGAACUUUGCCUUAUACAUCCACUUCUGCGGUUUGAAGCCUAUAGGUUUCUGUUUGAAGAUAGGAGAAAUAUUUGUAGAGUUGAUGACGAGUGGUGGUGUGUUGUUCGAAUGGAUUCCAUUCCUUUUCUAUUCUUUAUGCAGUACCUUGUCUACAAAGAACUAGGACUUGAGGAACAGAAAUACGAGGCUCUCGUGUGUUUGGAAGUGUGCAUUGACUAUUCCUCUAUGUCAGAUCGACACAUUGCAAUGAACAUGCUCGGUAUAUGCUGCGAGUGCGAAUUGAAUUAUAAUAAAGCGUUGCAUUGCUAUGCAAAAUCUUUAACAGUACGGCCGAGAUUCAAUGCUGCGAAAUUCCACAUUGCACUCUUAGUUUGGAAGUUGUCAAGCAAAAUAUAAAAUGGGCGCAAGUUGAUAUAUGUUUAAGUGUCCUUAUUUAAAGAACGGAUAAUAAUCUUCAUUUUUCUCUGCUUGAUUGUGAUGUCAGCUUAGAAUAGAUACACUAUUAGCUUAUGUUUUCUAAGGAUCAGUUUGGGUUAAAUAUUAGGAUUAUCAUACCAAAUGGUUACAAGUUUUCUCCCUCGAUUUUCGACGUUCAUCUAUUAAGUUUUCAGUAUUCUGCCUACUAUUGCAACUGUUACUUGUAAGUUUUUGCUACAUAAAAGUUCGUUAUGUAUGGAAUUAAUAAAAACUAAAAUAAUAA
Messenger RNA from Mya arenaria, 2815 nucleotides. RefSeq lists its product as uncharacterized. Lineage: Eukaryota; Metazoa; Mollusca; Bivalvia; Myida; Myidae. The coding region runs from base 75 to 1952 and encodes 625 amino acids. The record is from RefSeq and is a predicted model, not a curated record. The transcript is spliced from 3 exons.